AUACAAGACAUGGCAGCGUCGGGCCCUGCGAGGGUUUCUGUCUGCGAGCCCGAAGGCCUGGUGCCGGCACAUUAUGCAAUCUGGCAGGCGAUUCCAAGUUCGGUGGAGAUUCGUUUAUCGCCGUCCGUUCUGUUGCGCCUGGAAUAAAGAAGCGAACACUUCCUCCUCGCCCUCGCGGUGCAUGGCUUGUCAGAUACCCUACAUUCUUAGCUCGAGAUCUGACACCGCAACAUGGCUUCCGCUACGGAGAGCCCCCGGCCUGAGCCCGCCCCAGCCGUGUCUGUCCCCGUUGAUGAAAAGCCGAGAGAUCUUGCCGUCAGAGAACACAACAUUGACCAAGAGAGCCACCCGCCCUCUCACGCCCCGAUCGAGCAAGAGCAGACUGAUUGGUCCCAGUACACGCUCCGGAGGAGACCAUGGCGACGACGGGUGACCGACUUUGCAAGAAUCGUCAAGGCCAGGUAUCGAGGCAACGGCGUCCCCGAGGACCCCUACAUCGUGCAGUGGCUGGACGAUGAUCCAGAGAAUCCCAUGAACUACAGCGUCUGGUUCAAGUGCAUGAUGACCUUUCUGCUCGCCUUUAUGACUCUGUGCGUGUCGCUGGCCUCGUCAGCAUAUACCGGGGCCGCAGAGCUCAUCAUCCCGGAUUUCCACUGCAGCGCAGAGGUCUUCCUGCUCGGCUUGAGCUUUAUGGUCUUGGGCUUCGCCAUCGGGCCCCUGCUAUGGGCACCGCUCGCGGAGGCCGUCUCGCGACGAGAUAUCCUGCUGAUCGCGCUGGCUUUCUACAUCGUCUGGACCGCAGUCUGCGCCACCGCCCAGAACAUCACGACACUGAUCGUGCUUCGCCUGCUCUGCGGCACGUUUGGGUCUGCGGCCUUUGUCAUCCCCGCAGGCCAGCUCUCCGACAUGUGGGAGGCUAGGCAGCGAGGCAUGGCUCAGGCUGUGUUUUCAGCGGCCCCCUUCCUCGGUCCGACCAUAGGCCCUACCGUCGGCGGCUUCUUGAGCCCGGCUGCGGGAUGGCGCUGGCUGUUUGGCUUUCUGGCGCUAUAUGCGGGGAUUCUGACAUUCCUGGGCCUAGUCUUUGUGCCUGAGACGUAUGCCCCGGUCCUGUUGCGGAGGAGAGCACAUCUGCUGUCCAAGGUGACGGGCAAGACCUACAUGACCAAAAUCGACAUCGAGCAGCCGCUGGUUUUCAGGGACGUGGUCAAGCGGUCGCUCAGCCGCCCAUGGGCACUCCUAUUCCGAGAGCCCAUCGUGCUGCUUCUUUCAAUCUACAUGUCGGUCAUCUACGGGACGCUGUAUCUCUGCUUCGCGGCCUUCCCCAUCAUCUUCCAGCAAGGCUACGGCUGGAAUGCGGGCCAGGAAGGACUCGCCUUUCUCGGCAUCAUGCUGGGCAAUCUCGUCGGCGUCGGUCUCAUCGUCCUCGACAACAAGCGCUACUCACGCAUCCACGUCGCGCACGGCGGCUUCGCGCCUCCCGAGUCACGGCUCCCUCCCGUCAUCCUCGGGGGCGUCGUCACGAUCGUCGGCCUGGCGUGGUUCGCCGCGACGGCGGACCCGAGCGUGCACUUCAUCGUGCCCAUCCUGGCGGGCGUGCCCUUUGGGAUUGGCUUCAUCCUGAUCUUCAUGUGCUGCACGAACUACCUCAUCGACUCGUACGUCAUCUACUCGGCCUCCGUGUUGGCUGGCAACUCGAUCCUGCGCUCCACCUUCGGCGCCGUCUUCCCGCUCUUCACCACGUACAUGUACAACAACCUGGGCGUGCACUGGGCCUCGGCUGUGCCGGGCUUCAUCGCGCUCGCCUGCUUCCCCUUCCCCAUCUUCUUCUACAAGUACGGCGCCACCAUCCGCCGCCGGUGCAAGUACUCGGCCGAGGCCGCGCGCUUCCUCGACAGCCUGAAGAGCGACCUCGAGAGGCAGCGCAGUCGCGCCUCCAAGGCCGACGAGGAGGGUGGUAGUGGUGGCGACGGCGGGCUGAGAGAGGGUGCGGGACACAGCGCGGAGAAGGAAGAGGAAGAAGAGGAACAGGUCAGGCAGGGCAGCAUUGCUGUUACUGCUGCUUGAGACGCUAUGGUUCAGUUCUGGGGGUUUUUGCUGCAUCUCUACGUGUGUGUGGGAUUUAACACGUUCAGGGGGGUAAGAGCAGGCCGGUAGGCGUGCUGUGCAUUCACCUAGGCAGGGCGAUUCUCG
Cladophialophora immunda is the source of this 2190-nucleotide messenger RNA. RefSeq lists its product as uncharacterized. Gene Ontology annotation, molecular function: transmembrane transporter activity. NCBI's taxonomy places the organism in Eukaryota, Fungi, Ascomycota, Eurotiomycetes, Chaetothyriales, Herpotrichiellaceae. Gene Ontology annotation, biological process: transmembrane transport. The transcript has 3 exons. The record is from RefSeq and is a predicted model, not a curated record. Bases 232 to 2064 code for a protein of 610 amino acids.